GUCCAAAAGAAAUCAGGUCAUUCUCUAUUGUAUUUAAAAACUUUUAAAUUCAAAUCGGUCAAUUCAAUGUUAAAGAAACAAGCAACUGUUAUAGGAGCAGGAAUUUCGGGACUAACAACUGCAGUCUUGUUGCAAGGGGAAUAUGAGGUUACAAUUGUAUCAAAAAACUUUCCGGGAGAAUUAAGAGGCGAAUAUGCUAGCCCAUUGGCUGGCGCCCACUGGAGAAGUGAUGCAAAAUCUGGAGACACUCGGCAACAAGAUUUUGAUAGAAAGACUUUUAACCACUUUUGGGAUAUAGCCCAUACCAAAUCAUAUGAAGCUGGAAUAAUGGUUGUAGACGGUUUUGACUAUUGGGAUAAACAACCUCCAUUAGGGUGGGAAGAACCAUGGUUCAAAGAUUUAUGUCCAGAAUAUCGGCAUUUAACAAAGGAAGAAUUGCCAGUUGACGUUGAAUUUGGAAUUACAUAUAAGACAAUCACAAUUAAUCCACCUAAAUAUCUUUCUUAUCUCUUAAAACGCUUUUACUCUCUUGGGGGAAUCACUAAACGCACCUCUUUGUCUCAUAUCAAAGAGGCGAUCUUUCAUAAUACUGAUGUCGUAGUAAAUUGUUCGGGACUCGGUUCAAGAACUUUAGGGGGUGUCCAAGAUAAAGAUAUUUAUCCAGCGAGCGGACAAACAGUAUUGGUUCAAUUGCCCGUUGGCCACGUAAAUUGGACAUUUGGACGAUAUGCAGCCGGAAGGACUGAGGGUGACAUGCAUAGAAAAAAUGAAAUUAUCACCUAUGUAAUACCGCGGGAUAAUGGAGAAGUGAUACUUGGUGGAACUUAUGGUCAACACGACUAUUCUACUACACCUGAUGCGAAGAUUGCGGAUGCAAUUAUCUCACGAUGCCUUUCUACAC
This is a messenger RNA of Dentiscutata heterogama, 901 nucleotides long. The record is from the annotation of a GenBank genome assembly. NCBI's taxonomy places the organism in Eukaryota, Fungi, Glomeromycota, Glomeromycetes, Diversisporales, Gigasporaceae.